Leptopilina boulardi is the source of this 1124-nucleotide messenger RNA. Its product is annotated as RWD domain-containing protein 1. Lineage: Eukaryota; Metazoa; Arthropoda; Insecta; Hymenoptera; Figitidae. The record is from RefSeq and is a predicted model, not a curated record. Bases 135 to 854 code for a protein of 239 amino acids. Gene Ontology annotation, biological process: cytoplasmic translation. Gene Ontology annotation, molecular function: protein binding. The transcript has 4 exons.
GCUGAUAAAAGUGCAGACGACAAAAAAGAGUGGAAGCCAAAACUCGGCGUGUGUUGAUUUUUUAAACAAUUAUUAUUAUUAAUGAAUUGGUGUAAAUAAAUUACAAUAGAAAUUAAAUUUUUAUAUUAGACAUUAUGGAUUAUAUAGAAGAACAAAACAACGAAGUUGAAGCAUUGGAACAUAUUUAUUCAGGAGAACUAGAAGUAAUAGCAACAGAACCUUUUCACAAAUUUGCAAUUCCAAUUAAAUCAGAGGAACACGAACCAGAAUCUAAUAAUGGUUUAGCAUGUCGAUUAGAAUUUACAUACACUGAGAAAUAUCCAGAGGAGCCUUUGAUAAUUAAUAUUGAAGAUACUGAAAAUUUUGAGGAUGGAAACGAUGAGGAAUUACAUGCCCAUCUUGUUGAGCAAAUGAAUGAAAAUUUAGGAAUAGUUAUGGUAUUUACUUUAGUUAGUGCCGCACAAGAAUGGCUUAAUGUUCAAUGGGAUAAAGUUAAAUUGCACAGAGAGGAAAAUGCAGCGUUGAAAUUAAAAGAGGAAGAAGAAGCAGAAUUGAAACGAUUUGAAGGUACAAGAGUGACAGUCGAGACAUUUUUAAGUUGGAAAGAGAAAUUUGACGAGGAAACGGGUUAUAAGAAACGAAAAGAAUUAGCUGAAAAAGAAGGAAAAAAAUUGACAGGAAGGGAAUUGUUUAUGACUGAUAAAACGUUGGAUCAAUCGGAUCUUAAAUUCUUGGAAGAUGGCGAUGCAGUGAAAGUCGACGAAAGUUUAUUUCAAAAUAUGGAUGAUCUGGAUUUGGAUGAUGACGAGGAUGAUCCGGAUUUUGAUCCAAAUAAUCUUUCCGAAGAUGACUGAAUGAAAGUUCUUGUUGAACUUUUCAAAGUCCUUUUUAUAAACUCAGGUAUGCAGAUUGGAAGUAUGAUGUAUUUUUGAUUUUUAAACAAUAUUUUUUAAAUAAUGCUAAAAGCAUUUUUAUCUAAAAAAUAUUGUUGCUGAAUAAUCUUCCCCUUGAGUACAAAAAAAAACUCUGCCUCUAUGAAGAUUAUGAAAUGAAUGAACGAUUGAUUUAUAAGUAUGUAAAUAGUCUAUAAUAUUUUCGUUCAUAAAAAUUUUUGAUUAUCUAAA